This is a messenger RNA of Anopheles stephensi (Asian malaria mosquito), 3930 nucleotides long. Its product is annotated as tensin-4-like. The transcript is spliced from 7 exons. The record is from RefSeq and is a predicted model, not a curated record. Bases 1161 to 2285 code for a protein of 374 amino acids. NCBI's taxonomy places the organism in Eukaryota, Metazoa, Arthropoda, Insecta, Diptera, Culicidae.
CUCUUUGCAUCACUCAGCAUUCGAAUUAAUCAACUGAAAAGCCAGUAAAUGAAGAUACACGAAAUGCCUAGUAGACCUUGUCUAAAUUUGGUCCGUCACUGUGUAACGAACUGAUGGGAACUGAAUAAAUAGGGUGAAAAAAAAUGGCCAGGAAUUAAAAAACAGACAAACUCCAUUCCAGCCAACUGCCUGCUGGAGCAGUUAAGAAACCGGUAUCGGAAGCGGGCGAAGUACAUAAAUAACCUCGCCUUGCUCCGCAGAACUGCUGCCUAGGUGGUUUCAUCCCAUGGUUCCCGAACCACCAAAAGGGGGAAGCUGUAAGCCGUCCCGCAGCUUCCCUCCUUAACACCCACCUUAAGCCAGAGUGCUGCGUGAAGUCGUUUGCGUGCAUCUGCGUGCGACAAAUAUUCCGCAACGGCAUUCGUUGUGAGCGCUUCGAGUUCGCCCUUGCAUCUCCGGGCCGGUUGGAUUGGGUUAACGAAAUUCUCUCGGAAUCGUUAAAUUUUCCUCCUGCCCUCGCGUCGGCAGGUUUUUCGUUGUUGUUGUUGCGGUUGCAAAUCUGGCCCUAUUGAUGGGUUUAGUGUUUGUGUGUUAGUGUUGUGUUUUUUUUGCUGCUGCUGCUGCUAGUGGUACGAUCUAGUGUUUCUAUCGCAAAGUCAAGCAGUGCCGGGGCAAGUGUUUGGAGCCAAGUCCAAGUGUGUGGGAUUUGCACGAUGCCAACCGUCGGUACGGUCGUUGGCCCGGCCGGAUGAUAAGUGUUAUUGGUGAUGUUGUGGUAGGUUUGUUUGGGUUGUUUUUCAACGUGUGUUUUUUGUUGUUGUUAUCUGUGCAACAGUGUAAACGUGGUUGGGUUUUUGUUUUAUGCAAUCAAGUGACGUGCAGUGGCGAAAAGUGCAGCAGUGAGCAGAAACCAGAAAAUAAAUGAAUUUAAAUUUGAAUGUAACGAAUAGAGCCGUCGUGCAGUGAAUUUGAUGACAACAGUAGAACUUGGACAGGAACACCAUAAAGGAGGAACGACGUAGAACAGCAAAAGUUACUGAGAAAAACGGCUUGUGUGUCGCCGAGUGCUGUACCGGGUUCGUGCUGACUUCAACCGACCAACCGUUGUAAUACGAGCCUGCCUGUAUGCGGCAACCCAGAAAGCGCGGCAACAUAAUGUUAUGUUAAGUUUCCUUGUGCCUCAACCACCGGAAAACCCACGUGGCCCUGUUGUGAUCAACCAGAUCGAAACGACACCAAACAAUCUGCCCCGGCUGAUGGGUGGCAUGGGCACGGCCACAACACCCUUAUCGACCAGCACACCAGCGUCCCGCACGGCCAAAGCCACCAUCUGCAGCGGGUCGGGCGGUACGGGCGGUAGCGUGGGGACGACCGUGUUCUUCCACCGCACCACCAACAACCUGCUGGAUGUGCCGCACCGCACCAACAGCUCCGAGGAGGAAAACUCACCGACGGAAUUGAAUACCUGCCGCAAGCUGACGGAAAAGCCACCGUUGGUGAAACGACUUACGAUGGGCAUCCUAAGGACGGCGGAAGACAGCCGACCGCUCGUGCACAGCUCAUCGUCACCCUCGAGUUCGUCCAGCUCGUCCCAGACGAUCUCCGACGGGUACGUCAACGAAGGUAUCUGUGCCGAUACGGCCGAAACGACCCUUUCGACGACCGUCUUUACCACCACCAGCAAACUGUCCGGCUCGAGUACCUCCACAACCGCUUCGACGAUAGCCAGUGCCAGCACCAUCCGAUCGCCCCUAACACCGGGCCCAUCACUCGUAGCAUCCUCCGGCACAAGCGGCACAAGCGCACUGCUCGACGGUCCACGGUACAAUCAUACCGCCACGACGCUGCUCUAUCCACCGGCCGUCCCGCUGCGGAACGAUAGCCUUAGCCUGAAGGAGCAGCACGAGCUGAAGGGUGCGCCCUGGUUUCAGGCCGGCAUACCGCGCGAAAUUUCGCUCGAAGUCCUUUCGCGCCAAAAUCCGGGCGCGUUUCUUGUCCGCCAAAGCACCACCAAGCCGGGAUGCUUUGCGCUGUCGCUACGCGUACCGCCACCGGCACCGAAGGUGGCACACUAUCUAAUACUAAGAACGAUACGGGGGUACAAAAUUAAGGGCUUUACGAAAGAGUUUACCUCGCUGAGGGCACUGAUAACGCAUCACUCGGUAAUGCCGGAGCUGUUGCCCGUACCGCUCGCACUGCCGAGACCACCGCAGAUCGUGCACCGGCAGGAAGACCCGGAGACGUACGGUUCGCUCAAUGACUUCCAGAACAUGAUUACCGAGUGAUAAUAGGGUGCGGGAGUGGUUUUCUUUCCGUUCCUGCCGUUUGCCGUACAACAGCCAAGUCUCGCCGGGGGACCACCAAUGAAGCGAUAUGUUGUGUAUUUAUUCGUUUUCCUCUACAGUAUCACUCUACACGAUGCCCCAAAUGGGAAGGAAAAAAAACCCAUUGGAAAUUUCUAGUUCUCUCGUUUUUGUUUUUGGUUUCAAAAUGUUCUUGUCCAAGUUUGUCUGGUCUGCGCGCCUAAACGUACCACACCACUGUUUGGGUUUUUUUUUUUUUGUUUGGAACGAAGUAGAGCAAAACACCGUUACGGUAGUAAAUUUUAAAAAGGUUAUUCCUUAACUAUUCUCCCCUGCGAAAUAAAUUCGAAUAGGAUAAAAUUAUGCAAAAUUAAACCGCUAGUCAAAAGGCAAAUACACGGACAGGAAAGGAAAGCAGGACAGGUGAAAGGUGAUAGAAGUGAAGGAAGGUGGUAAAAAUGCAAUUCAACUAAUGGCUAAGGAACUGUAAGUAAGCAAUACUAAUGUGAACAACGGUAGACAAAUAUUAUUGUAUUAAUCGAGAGGAGAAAAAAGGUAGAAGUAAAGUUAUAAUACAUGUAACGUAUAAGUUUGCCGUUACAACAAAAGAAAAGAACCGUGAGAAAGUAGAAGUAAAGCAGUACGUUAUCAACUGAUCAUAUACAAAAUGAAAGCCAGAAAGUAACGAACGGCAUAUGUGAAUGAGAAAAAAUAAUACCAAAAAAACCGGGCUACCAAGCUGGCGUGCAAUCGGCAGCAGUUGAGGGGAGAAUGAGUGCAUUAUUUAAGUAUGUAAUUUUUAAAUCGUACCGCAAGUUGUAGAAAUCUUAGCGAAAAACGGGAAUAUUCAUACUCGUAGUUACAAUAACGACUGCCAUCAUAUUACGCUCGCUCGCUCGCUCUCUCUCUCUCUCUCUUUCUUGAGUCGUUGAUAUGGCCUGAAUGUGUUGGGAGGUAAGGGUUUAGGCAAAAGAAUUAAUAUUUUUACUUUCAAAAACACGCUCCUUUUCCUUCUCCGGCUCAUUAUUGUCAAUCACCAUUCGUUGUAAAAUGGGGCAAAACACUACACCUGCGACUAGUAUCGCGUUUAGGAGGUUCAUAUUUUGAGCUAACAGGGCUUAAAGCAUGGCCAAGCGCAUGUACGAUUCGAAUUUAGUUUUUCUGCAAAUAAUGCUACAAAUUCUAUUGCGCGUUCUGAGUUUUUGUGUGUGUGUUUGUGUGUGCUUUUCCUUGUUUUUGUUUUAAGCUUCUACUCUAAUUACCUACGAAGAGUGAUGAUUCUUCCGGAAGACUUUGCACCGUUCUAACCGCUGCAGACGUUUUGUGUGCCGAUUUAUAUCUAUGUUCCGGAUUGCUGUUUUUCUUUUUUGGCCAUUUUUCACCGCGAUACAAAUUGGCAACAGAAUACAUUUAAAUGCGCGCAAUACGUGAUUCAGCGAACGCUUGCUGAGCUAAACUAACUAAGGCUGGAUUCGAUUAAUCCAUGCGACGUACUUUUCCUUUCAAAGCCUAGACGCAUACCGCGGGUGGCAUCUUCCCCAUGGUUUCCCUUUAAACCGUGCAAACACGUAGCACACCAACAGCAGAGAACACCGAUGUAUGAAUAAAAUAAACAAUUAGUAAAAAA